ACUCGUGUGAUUUAAAGGGGACGGCACACAAUACAAAAAUCAUUCUCUUUUGCUAAUACAUCUGUGAGUGCUUUUUAAAAUGAAAACCGGAGCUUGGGAUCGGUUAACAAUGAAGACUGAGGAUUCCCGUCUACUUUGAGAUGAAGACUCUUCUGUCUUACUGAACUUUAUGCCCAGUCUUUGGCUUGGCAGGGCAUUGAGGACACUCAGCAGAUCAUCUUUGACCAAACUUUCUAGAGAGUCUUUAUUCAGAGCAACACUCAAACACCAAUAUCUCCAGUGCUCGAGGACUCUUAUAUUUACCCGGGGCUCUGAAUCAAGCCCCAGUGGAGUCUUUUUCUCUGCGCCACACACUCCAGCGUUUACUUUAAUUUCCAGCUCUUAUUUCCACAUUUCCUGGCCUGUGUGGAGGAGUGAACAAGCGGAUAUGGCGGAGCAGAGAUACUGCGUGGAAUAUGCCAAACGUGGCACGGCAGGCUGCAAGAAAUGCAAAGACAAGAUCAUGAAAGGUCUGGUCCGGAUCGGCAAGAUCGUUCCAAACCCAUUCAGCGAGUCUGCAGGGGAAAUGAAGGAAUGGUACCACGUGAAGUGCAUCUUUGAGAAGCUUGAGAGAGCGCGGGCCACCACAAAGAAGAUUGAGGACAUCACUGAGCUGGAGGGAUGGGAGGAACUUCAGGAUGAGGAUAAAGAUCUCAUCAAUAAACAUGUUUCAGAACUGGCAGCUAAAGUUAAUUCAACCCCAAAGAAGAAAGUGCAAGCAAAGCUAAACACCAGCGGACAGCUGUCUUCGCCGCUAGCUGAUCCAACAGUCAAUGCUCCACGCAAGUUUUCUGGCUUCACAGCUACCAAGGCCGGUUCCUCUUCCUCCAGUCCUGGACCAUCUCCAGCCAAACCCUCUCAGGGUAGCGUUUUAUCAGCUCAGAUGUGUGACCCCACACAUAAAGACAACUUACUUCGCGAGUUCAGAAAACUCUGUGCUUUAGUUGCAGAGAAGUCAGGCUACAACGCCAAGACCGAGAUCGUCAGAGACUUCUUAACAAAAGGCUCAGGUGGAGACAAAUUCAGAGGAGAUUUGUUCCUGACAGUGAAGCUUCUUCUCCCAGGCGUGGUGAAGAAUGUGUACAACCUAAAUGACAAACAAAUCGUCAAACUUUUUAGCCGCAUACUGAAUUGCAAUCAGGAUGACAUGGUGCAAGACUUGGAACAGGGAGAUGUUUCCGAGACGGUGCGGAUGUUUUUCGAGGACAGCAAGUCUUUCCCUCCUUCAGCAAAAAGUCUUCUGACCAUCCAAGAGGUGGAUGCUUCACUGAGCCGAUUAUCCCAGCUCACAAAGGAGGACGAUCAGCAGGCAGAGCUGCAGAGCAUUGCUAAAAAAUGCACCGGGAAUGAUCUGAAGUGCUACAUUCGUUUGGUCAAACACGAUUUGAAAAUCAACUCGGGGGCGAAACACAUUUUGGAUGCUGUAGACCCCAAUGCCUAUGAUGCCUUCAAAGCCUCCCGGAAUCUCGGUGAUGUGAUAGACAGGGUUCUGCGUAACCAGCAGGAUGCUUCUAAUGGAACCGGCCCCCGAAAGAUCCUCAGCAUCGAGGCAUCUCUGAUGACCCCAGUACAGCCUAUGCUGGCAGAGGCAUGCAAGUCCAUUGAGUACGCCAUGAAGAAGUGUCCUAAUGGGAUGUAUUCUGAGAUCAAAUAUGAUGGCGAGCGCGUGCAGGUCCAUAAGAACGGCAAUCAUUUCAGUUACUUCAGUCGCAGUCUCAAACCAGUGCUCCCACAUAAGGUUGCCCAUUUUAAGGACUUUAUACCGCAGGCGUUUGCUGGUGGCCAUAGCAUGAUCCUCGAUGCUGAAGUUCUUCUUAUUGACACAAAGACUAGCAAACCACUGCCUUUUGGGACUCUUGGAGUACACAAGAAAGCAGCUUUUCAGGAUGCUCAAGUGGGCCUGUUCGUGUUUGACUGCAUUUAUUUUAAUGGUGUCAGUCUAAUGGACAAGCCUCUCUGUGAGAGAAGAAAGUUUCUUCAUGACAAUAUGGUGGAAGUUCCUAACCGAAUUCUGUUCUCAGAAAUGAAGCAUGUCACAAGAGCUCCUGAUCUGGCAGAAAUGAUCACGCGUGUCAUCAGAGAGGGGCUGGAGGGCUUGGUUCUGAAGGAUAUCAAGGGCCUUUAUGAACCAGGAAAACGCCACUGGCUGAAGGUGAAGAAAGACUAUUUGAAUGAAGGAGCAAUGGCGGACACUGCUGACCUUGUGGUGCUUGGAGCUUUCUAUGGCAAAGGCUCAAAUGGUGGAAUUAUGUCCAGUUUCCUCAUGGGUUGCUAUGACCCGGAAUCCAGGAAGUGGUGCACUGUGACCAAGUGUUCAGGAGGCUUCGACGACGCCAUGUUAGACAGGCUGCAGAAAGAUUUGGACGUUAUUAAAAUUGGCAAGGAUCCAAGCAAGAUCCCAGGAUGGUUGAAGAUUGUCAAGAACUAUUACCCAGAUUUCAUUAUCCAAGAUCCACAAAAAGCACCAGUGUGGGAAAUCACAGGAGCAGAGUUUUCCAAAUCUGAAAUGCACACUGCUGAUGGCAUAUCCAUCCGAUUUCCACGAUGCACCCGAAUGCGUGAUGACAAGGAUUGGAAGACGGCCACUAACCUUCAGCAGCUAAAGGAGCUGUAUCGCAUCUCAAAGGAGAAUUGUGAUUUUGAGGUGACCGCUGGUCCGUCCAAAGCGAGCCAAAAUGACAAGAGCUCCUCAGGAGGCGAGAGCGGAGGAAGCUCUCCAUCUGCAUCUCGCGGAGCGUCCACACCUAACAAACCCAAAAAUGGUCAUACCCCCAAAGCAAAGGCUGUAAAAACAGAAUCAUCUGCUCCGGCAGUUAAGAGGAAACUACCAGCUGAGAAACAAGAUGUUAAGAAGAUAAAAACAGAACCGGUUCACAGCAAUGGUCAAAGCAAAUUGAAGAGCGUUCCAACAACCGACCCGAAGCAAGAAAAGACACUACUGGACAUUUUCACCGGAGUAAAGCUCUACCUCCCUGAAUCGGUGAAAGACUUUGAGAAGCUCCGACGCUACUUCCUAGCAUACGAUGGAGACUUGGUGCCCGAGUAUGACUCUGCUUCAGCCACACACACGCUAGGACAGCCAGAGGACGGCAGUUCAGCCCAGAAGGUCACCUCCAACUGGAUCUGGGAAUGCAUCCGGAAAAGGAGGGUGGUUCCUCCCUGCUGAACAAACCACACAAAGAGACUGCUGGAAGGACACUAGCACAAAGCUCAGGUUUGCUGUUCUCUAACAAGCAACACCAAUAUAUUAAAGACCCCCAUAGCUUCUGCAAUACCGUGGUCACACAUGACAAACCGUGUUGAAUGAACUUUUUCAAAAGUUAGCUUCUGAAUAAUUUUGUGUUGGAUUUACCUCAUUGUGGUAUUAGUUUCUUUUGCUUUAAGUGUUGGUUUUGACACGGCAACGUUUCUCAAGAUGGCUUCUCAUAUUUAUGAUUUUAACCGUUUUGGUGUCAUUGAUUGACUAAUGCUGCCAUAUUCGUCACUAAAGUCAAUAUGCGUAAUGAUUUCAUGGUGCUAGUGUCAUUUAUUUGUUUUGAUGAGGAUCGGGUGUGUGGAGUGUGCUCUCGAGCGCAGGACGAGUGAUUAACAAUACGAUAGUAACAGCCAUGAUUGCGAAAUGAAUAAUUGUGUAGAGUAAAUUGGGUAAGAGCCCUCUUGCUAAGUAAUGGUAGUUGUGUGUAUUUUCAGCUGUUCCUGUUAUUACAAUUAAAACAAGCCUUUUUAUGCACAAAGACGUUGAUUUGUGCCUGAAUGACGUUGGUUGAGCACGCAACAGGGAACCUUAUUUCCAGAGUGAUUAUAUGAGUGUCUGUAGAACACGACGUUAAUUUUCA
This is a messenger RNA of Danio aesculapii, 3875 nucleotides long. RefSeq names its product ligase III, DNA, ATP-dependent (gene lig3). Gene Ontology annotation, biological process: mitochondrial DNA repair; lagging strand elongation; DNA biosynthetic process. Gene Ontology annotation, cellular component: DNA ligase III-XRCC1 complex. The transcript is spliced from 21 exons. The record is from RefSeq and is a predicted model, not a curated record. Gene Ontology annotation, molecular function: DNA binding; ATP binding; zinc ion binding. NCBI's taxonomy places the organism in Eukaryota, Metazoa, Chordata, Actinopteri, Cypriniformes, Danionidae. The coding region runs from base 170 to 3205 and encodes 1011 amino acids.